This is a messenger RNA of Emiliania huxleyi CCMP1516, 342 nucleotides long. RefSeq lists its product as hypothetical. The transcript has 2 exons. The coding region runs from base 1 to 342 and encodes 113 amino acids. Lineage: Eukaryota; Haptophyta; Isochrysidales; Noelaerhabdaceae. The record is from RefSeq and is a predicted model, not a curated record.
AUGGCACCGCAGGCGGCGUGCGUGCACGAGGGCGGCGGCGUCGAGCGCCGAGCAGCACACCACGAGCGCGAGCGGCAGCGCAGACAACGCGAGGCAGCGGGCGGCACGACCGAGCCGGCGGCGGAGGAGGCGAUGGACGUCGAGGCGGUGAGCGCCGCGGACGUGCUGGCCGGCGUGGAGGAGAGCGGCCCGAACUACGCCCUUCCGACGGCGAGGGAGGGCCAGAGGGAGCGGCGGGAGCGGCUGCGGGUGGACGAGACGGCGAAGCAGGCGGGGCACACCAUCGUGGAGACGGGAACGCACGUCGAGAUCCUGGGCGAGCAGGGCUUGUGGAAGGCGUAA